AGAAAAUCCUACGUAUUGUGAGAUAAGUGCAAAAUGUACACCAUAUCAAAAUAUGUCGCCCGUUUGUUAUUCAUUCUGGUUUUACAUUUAAUAUGUGCUUCGUGUUUUACUGCAGAUGAUUGCUUCAAAGAUGUACACGAUGGACCUAUCGCAUGUAUGGCCUCUUUUCCAGUUUUUAAGUGGUAUGACGAGCUUCAAGAAUGCGAUACAGCUAUUUACGGAGGUUGUAAUCCAACAAAUAAUAAGUUUGAGACAAUAGAAGAAUGCCAGCAAGUUGCAGAACCAGUAUGUACAAUAUAUUCUUAAAGCUGUGUGAAUUACUGGUAUGGGUUAAUAAUAAAGUUAAGUAUAAAAGAAGAAUAUUAUUAGAUAAUUUUUUCAUUUGUAGUUAAAAUUGUUGAAUGUAUAUUUAGCUGUCAGCAAAAUCUUGUUUAACAGAAAAAAUGUACCAAAAACUAUAUUUUUUUC
Messenger RNA from Anoplophora glabripennis (Asian longhorned beetle), 468 nucleotides. RefSeq names its product hemolymph trypsin inhibitor B-like. The transcript is spliced from 2 exons. NCBI's taxonomy places the organism in Eukaryota, Metazoa, Arthropoda, Insecta, Coleoptera, Cerambycidae. Bases 34 to 306 code for a protein of 90 amino acids. The record is from RefSeq and is a predicted model, not a curated record. Gene Ontology annotation, molecular function: serine-type endopeptidase inhibitor activity.